CCGAGGCACAGCAGUCCAAGCGAUGCAUUUCCCAGUUGGGAGCACUUAAAGGCGGGUGGGUGGGAGUUGAGUGUCGGGUGGUUCCGUGUCGUGGGACGCGCGUGCGAGCGUCACGGAAGGCCGCCAUCCGGUGGCCCCCACUGUGGGAACGCUAUAAAUCCACGUCGCGCGCGAGUCCCUCAAGUCGCUUGUCUUCAUCGUCAUCUUGCCGAUCCAAAGGAAUUAACGCACGUCUUCUUUCUUCGUACUUUGGCGACCACGAUGAGCUUUCUGCUCACUUGUCUGCUUUGUGGAUUGUACGCGCUCAUUGCCAAAGGUGCAGACGAGGAGGCCAGAGGCAAAUACAGCGUGCCCGUGCUGGAGGGGACGCGCGGACAGCUGGUCCUGGAGCCCAACCAGACCCUGGAGCUCAGCUGCAGGGGUCGCUGGGAGCUCUCCUGGUCUUUCCCGCCCGACGUCCCUCGCGAUCGUGUCCGCGUCGAGGAAUCUCGCUGCGGCAAGUCGCAGCGGCUGCACUGCAGUCGCGUGACGCUGCCGGGCGGCGCCCGACCAAGCCAAACGGGCUCGUUCCUCUGCCGCUACCGACACCGAGCGCAGCGCCAGGCGUCGGUUUACGUGUAUGUAGCAGACAGUCGGCAGCCAUUUGUCGACGAUCCAGAGAUGAGCCCCGACGUGUUGUACAUGAAGGAGAAGCAGCCGCUGGUCAUCCCCUGCCGGGUCACCCACCCCAACAUCACCAGCACACUGGUCAAGUUCCCCAACCACAGCUUGAGUCCCGACCACAGGAACAUCAUGUGGAGCAGCAGGCGGGGCUUCACCAUCCGCACGCCCACCUUCUACUACAUCGGCCUCUUCUUCUGCCAGACGCUAGUCGACGGCGUCGCUCACAAGUCGCGCAUAUACAUCGUCUACAGGCCAGUGAAUAGCAUCUUGGACGUGUAUCUGAACAGCAGCGGUCCUGUGCAGGCCUUAAAGGGAGAGAGGCUGGUGCUCAACUGCACCGCCACCGGAGAACUAAACACCAGGGUCAACAUCUCGUGGGACUACCCCGGAAAGACGAGCAACAGCAGCUCCACGUUCAAGCGGCUGCUCAAGCACAGAACGCACAUGUUGUUCUACAACAUCCUGACCAUCCCCAAGCUGCAGCGCUCCGACCGCGGCCUCUACACGUGUCGCGUCAGCAGCGGGAACAAAACCAAACAGCAGAAGGUCACCGUUACGGUCUACGAUCGUCCCUUCAUCCGAUUGAAGCCCAGACGAGGAUCACUAAUGGAGGCUCAAGCGGGGCAGAAAUCGUAUCGAAUUUCGCCCAAACUCCGAGCGUUCCCCGCACCCGAAGUCAUCUGGUUGAAGGACGGCACGGCGGCGGCGGAGCAGUGCUCCAGGUACCACAUAGACGGCCAUUCGCUGGUCAUACGCGACGUGGCCGAGGAGGACGCUGGGAAAUAUACCGUGCGAGUACGCAUCCAGGAGCACGGACUCUACCAGAACCUCACGCUAAUACUCGUGGUUAACGUGAGUCCUCAGAUAGGCGAGAAAGCGGUUUCGUCGUGGGAGGACGCGGGCGCCGUGCCCCGGGGGAGCCGACAAUCUCUGCACUGCACGUCCCACGCCGUCCCCCCGCCGCACGUCCACUGGCUCUGGCACCCCUGUCCGCCGAAAGGCCUGUGUGCUGGUCCGACAUCCUGGUCCGCGUGGACCCCUGCGAGCGAGGGGCUCCCCGCCGCGUCCACACACAACCCCAUCCUGAGUGUGACCCACAGACAGGAAGUGCUUCAGGGCAAGACCAAGACGGUAGGUGUUGUGACGGUGGCCCGGGCUCUGGUGUCCGGUGUGUUUCGUUGCGUGGCCUCCAACUCUGUGGGGACGGACCACCUGGACAUCCGCUUCUACGUCACAGAUGUUCCGGGAGGCUUCGCCGUGAGCCAGGAUGAAGAACCGAGAGAAGGCGGAAACCUGCGCCUCACCUGCAGCGCCAACAAGCACCUGUACUCCGCCCUGUUGUGGCGCCGCCUGCACCCCGCCGGCGGCGGGGGCGCGGGCACCACCCUGCGCGGGUACCCCUCCACGGGAGAGUUCUCGCGCUCUCUGCGGCUGUCGCUGAGCAACCUGAGCGCCCGGGACUCGGGCGCCUACCUGUGCUCCGCCCUCCACCGCCUCACCGGGCGGGAGGCCCACCUGGUGGCGCGGGUGAGGGUCUCAGCUUUGGAGCCUCCGGUGCUGCUGAACAAUUUGACAGAUUGUACGGUGAACGUCAGCAGCUCGGUGACCCUGCACUGUCCCACCGAGGGCGUCCCGCCUCCGACUGUCACGUGGUACAAGAACCAACAUGCUCUGUCAGCAGGAUCUGGUAUUGUCAUGUCACCAAAGGAGGGCUCCCUCCAUAUCGACCGCAUCACUGUGGAGGACCAGGGCUUGUACACAUGCCAGGCCACCAACCAGAGGGGGUCCGCAGAGAGCUCUGCCUACAUUUGGGUCAACGAUGCGUCGGAAAACCCGUCCAUGGAGAUUCCUACUCUGGCGUGCACGUGCGUGGUGGCGACUUUCCUCUGGCUUCUCCUAACGCUCCUGAUCCGAAAAUUACGACAGGCCAACAGCUCCCGGUGCAAAUCCGAGUACCUGUCAAUCAUCCUGGACUCUGGAGACGGCCCCAUCGAGGAGCAGUGCGAGCGACUCCAGUAUGAUCCCUGCCGGUGGGAGUUCCCAAGAGAGCGUCUCAAAUUAGGCAAGAAUUUAGGCCGUGGAGCCUUUGGGAAGGUGGUCCAGGCGUCGGCGUUUGGGAUCGAUAACGCUUCAAGCUGCAGGACGGUGGCUGUUAAAAUGCUUAAAGAGGGCGCCACAAUCAGCGAGCACAAAGCCCUGAUGACCGAACUGAAGAUCCUCAACUACAUCGGACACCAUCUCAACGUCGUUAACCUGCUGGGGGCUUGCACCAAGCCGGGAGGGCCGCUGAUGGUCAUCGUGGAGUAUUGUCGCCAUGGAAACCUGUCCAGCUUCCUGAAGAGCAAACGAGAGGUGUUUGGGGUGACCCAAAGAAAAUCUGGAGAGAGGAGUUGUGACAGUCAGACAGUGAUGCAUGAUGACAAUAAGUCAGGAGGUGACAUAUCAGACUCAAGCACUCCGUUAUUUCUGGAGGAGCUCAUCUCCUUCAGCUUCCAGGUGGCGCGAGGAAUGAACUUCCUGGCAUCUCGCAAGUGCAUUCAUCGAGACCUGGCGGCCCGUAAUGUUUUGCUGUCCGACAACAAAGUGGUGAAGAUCUGCGACUUUGGCCUGGCCAGGGACAUCUACAAAGACCCCGACUAUGUGCGAAAGGGAGACGCUCGCCUCCCUCUCAAGUGGAUGUCUCCGGAGUCCAUCUUCGACAAAGUGUUCACCACUCACAGUGACGUGUGGGCCUUCGGCGUCCUGCUGUGGGAGAUCUUCUCUUUGGGGGCGUCGCCGUAUCCCGGCCAGCAUAUCGACGAGGAGUUUUGCCGCAGACUGAAGGCGGGAACCAGGAUGAGAGCGCCCGAAUACAGCACGCCCGACAUUUAUAGGACCAUGCUGGCCUGCUGGGAGGCCGAGCCCACCGAGAGACCCUCCUUCUCCGACCUGGUGGAGAUCCUGGGAGACCUGCUUCAAUCCAUGGUGCAGCAAGACGGGAAGGAUUACAUUCCCCUGGGAUCUCGUGUGGAGUCCGGGAACGGCAGCAAGACCUUCCGAGAAAAGCCUCUUGCUGUCACUAACUUGAGUUACAUGCGUUCCGUGGUGGCCACGCUGGACACGUUUGAGGAGAUUCCCUGUGAGGACGAGCAUCAUGGAUCUGAGGAAGGUGACAGCGGCAUGGUCCUACCGUCAGAGGAGCUGCAGCGUCUGUCGUGGAGGAACGACGCCGGGCGCAACCGGGCCUUCCCGUGCAAGGAAGCCCCACGUCUCCAUGGCAACGGGUCGGGCACGUUCGCAUCCCGGUGGGAUUCGGACCGGGGUGGCUCCCCUCCUCCCAACUACAACUCGGUUUUCUUCUCCCAUUAAUAUGAAAGUGUAACAAUUCGAGCUUGUAGUUGUAUUGGUACCUCAUAUUGUGCUGAAAGGGAGGAAAUGCUCCUUUUAUGCUGACGUUAUAUGCUGGAUAUGUGUAUGUGAGUGAGUUUGUGUGUGUCACAUACCUGUAAGUUCUCAUGACAAUUUAGUGGGAAUUCAUACAACUUGUUUCAAAAACACUAAAGAAUAUAUAUAUUUUACCUUUUCAAAAUGGCCAAAAAUGUUUUGCAUGUGAAAAAACUGAUUAUUUUUCUACUCAUCACAGUGCAAUUUUUGUUGUUGUCCUCCUUAUUUUGACAGGUUUGACAUUUUGAAUUUAGUAGGAAUUCAUACAAAAUGUUUAAUUGACACCCUUUUUUAAAAAUAUUUUACUAAUUACAGUGCAAAAACCCACUACGUAUUCUCAUGAGAAUUUCUGAAGUCUACCAACUAUUGUGCAAUUGCUAUUUUUCAAAAUCUCCAAUUUAGCCAAAUUGACCCCCCACCCUCACAAAAUGCCAUUUUCUUACGAAUCAUACUGUCCAAUUUUUGUUAAAAAUCAUACUAAUUUUUACAGAAAAGCUUCCUGGAAAACAUGGAAACGGCUGUGUGUGGUAUUCAGGAUUUAACACGUUUUCAUGAAAAUUGAGUUGGAAUUUGUUCAAACAUUUAACAAGUUUCAUUAACAAUUCAUAUAAAAUACAGCAAAUACAGUGCAAUUUUGUACAAAAUCUUCUAAAUACUCUCAAUCAUUGAAAAGGACACGACUUGAUCCCUUAUCACAAUGGACGUAUGUUUGUACUAAAACAUGUUAAUGCUGUAAUCUUUUAAAGAGAUAACUAGUCAUUAGUUUUGAAUGUAACUUGAUGUGUAGAUUAUUAUUAUUUUUUUUAAUACUGUCCAUUCCUCAUAC
Messenger RNA from Phyllopteryx taeniolatus (common seadragon), 4912 nucleotides. It is a transcript of the gene flt1, whose product is annotated as fms related receptor tyrosine kinase 1. Lineage: Eukaryota; Metazoa; Chordata; Actinopteri; Syngnathiformes; Syngnathidae. The record is from RefSeq and is a predicted model, not a curated record. The coding region runs from base 262 to 4011 and encodes 1249 amino acids. Gene Ontology annotation, molecular function: vascular endothelial growth factor receptor activity; ATP binding. The transcript is spliced from 29 exons. Gene Ontology annotation, biological process: positive regulation of kinase activity; vascular endothelial growth factor receptor signaling pathway; multicellular organism development. Gene Ontology annotation, cellular component: plasma membrane; signaling receptor complex.